This is a messenger RNA of Neoarthrinium moseri, 2307 nucleotides long. RefSeq lists its product as uncharacterized. Lineage: Eukaryota; Fungi; Ascomycota; Sordariomycetes; Amphisphaeriales; Apiosporaceae. The record is from RefSeq and is a predicted model, not a curated record. Gene Ontology annotation, molecular function: DNA-binding transcription factor activity, RNA polymerase II-specific; sequence-specific DNA binding; zinc ion binding. The transcript has 2 exons. Gene Ontology annotation, cellular component: nucleus. Gene Ontology annotation, biological process: DNA-templated transcription; positive regulation of transcription by RNA polymerase II. Bases 1 to 2307 code for a protein of 768 amino acids.
AUGGAGCAGCCCUCUAUAGCGAGUCCUGCCAUAUCGCACUCGGCCUCGGCCGCAGCGGUGGACUUGACGGCGGUGGACUUGACGGCCUCGGAAUUGACGCGAGCCAAACGUCACAGCCAUGCAGACGGGUCGCCGGAUUCGCUGACUAUCUCGGAGGAUCUCAGUCCCAGGUCGCCGAAGCGGCGCAAGAUCCUCAAGGUGACGCGAGCUUGCGACUUCUGCAAGCAGCGCAAGGCCAAAUGCAGCGGCACCAUCCCCUGUGACAAGUGCUCAAAAAAGGGGCGCACGUGCCUGUACGAUGCCAAGUACUCUCGAGGCCAUCCACCAGAACCAACACCGUCCUUGCAGCCUACCGCAUCGUCGGAUCUGCCAGACAAUGAGGCCGUCAUGCUCCGGGAAUCCGCCAUCGACAGUUCGGCGGCCUUCUCAUCUGAGGGUCAUCGCUAUCAGGCUCCCGUCAGCCAGGGUCCGGCCUCGCGCGCCUCGCCAGAGCUAGGGGUGGCCGAGAUAGAGGGCCAGAUCUUCGACCCAACUUCGGGAAUCACGUUCCUAGAGAGGGCCCAGCGUCGGUUGUCAAGGCAUGACAAGACUGAAGUCACUGACGGUGCCGCCGCAUCAGCCGAUAGACAGCCGUUGAUGUCGGCUGGUGACAAGCCACUGCCACAGCUACUAGACGGUGAGCCACCAUGGUUGUCACUCCCGAGUGAUGGAGAGCUUCGGGGAUUGAUGGCUUUGUACUUUGACGUGUGUAUCGCCACGUAUCGUGUAGUGCAUCGACCAUCCGUCGAAUCCUGGCUGGCAACUCUGGUGAGUAAUAUACACCAACAGAAACCUUUAUGGCAGGAUGUUGGUCGCGCCAGGGCUGCCAUGGUCCUGGCGGCGCUCGCCAUUGCCACGGCUCACCAAGACAAAUCCAUGGGCUUCCGGACCAUUGAAGAUGAAGAGGCCUCGCUUCGUCGUAGUGACCGCCUGUUCUGCGUCUCUUCACAGUUGACUGACGGCGAGACCGGGUUUCCCAAACUCGAAUCCGCGCAGGCGCGCAUAAUCCAAGUACUAUACCUCCUCACAACCUCGCGUAUGAACCACGCAUGGUUUACCUUUGGCGUUGCAUUGCAGAUCAUCUCGGCGCUCGGCAUGCAUCGAAAAUCUUCCCGGAAACGUCGCAUGGCUGCGAGUAGCACGGACUACAUGCAGGAGCAGUGCAGGAUACGUACCUUCUGGACAGCCUACAUCCUGGAUAAGUACCUUGGGGUUAUCCUUGGGAGGCCACGACACUUCCAUGAUGACGACGUUGAUCAAGAUUUCCCUGAUAGUAUUGAUGAUGAAAACAUGACACCUCAGGGCCCGGUGUCAGAUAGCGAAUAUCCGUCCGAUACUUUCAUCAACGCACUGGUGUUUCAUGCAAGGAUCGCUCAGAUUAUUGGUAGCAUCUCCAGAGAGGUAUAUUCCACCAAGAAGAUUACGGAGAAAGAACGCGCUGCGGCAGCCCAAAGACUCAGCGAAAAGCUUCACCAGUGGAAAGCAAGCCUGCCACCUCAUCUGGGAUCGAUCAGACCGUCCAUGCUCAUCGCAGGCUUCCGUCGACAGGCCACGGUCUUGAAGCUGGCAUAUUCGCAUGCUAUAAUGCACGCAAACCGACUAUUUUUACUAGGCAACCUCAACGACAACAGUCGUCCACAGAUCAUCGAGUGCAUUGGCGCGGCGAUGGAUGUCUUCCAGGCAGUAGAUCGUAUGGCGGCGGAAGGGCCCAUCUUCCAUGCGUUCUGGUGGACCCAGUAUGUUACAUUCUGUGCACUUCUUGUUGCAUAUGUUUGGGACAUACAACAAAAACGCCGGGGCGGCGCGGCACUGGACCUUGGCUUGCAACAAAGCAAGUUGAUGGCCCUGGCAGAACGCUGUCAUACACACUUGGCCAUGGCUACCGCAACGAACUCACCAAGUCGCCGUUAUGCAAUUAUUCUCGAAGAACUUAGUUCCGAAGCUCUUGGCAAGCCAGUCAACUGUCAAGAGGACGUAUCAGGUCAAGGCUCUCACGAAAGAAACAACGGGUCUUCGGCCCAAGCCUUCCAACAACCAGCGACCACCGGUAGGCUUGCGCUUCAGAAUCGCGACGUCACGGCAGAAAUGCAGCUUGGUGGUCACCAGGACCAGCUCAUGAUGGCUGACGCGGGUUUUGGGUUUCGCGACACGAAUCUGUUGGAUGAAUGGCAGACAACAGAUUGGUUGGAGCUUGACUCGUCGGCAUUUGGUCUAUAUAACUUUGAUAACAGCAGCUCUUUUGGCUGGAUGCCCAAUAUCGGCGCUUAG